CUGAAAGACUGCACCAAAUGCCACUCGGUCUCCUACUGUGGACGCGACUGCCAGAAAGCCGAUAUGAAGAAGCACAAGAAGGUCUGUGCGGCUGCGGCACAGGCCUAUGCGCAGACGGCGAAUGUGAGGCCGGUCACGAGUAGGGCGCCGCCGAAGGAGGGGUUUAGGGGAGGUUUGCAAAAGUGGCAGUUUGAUACGUAG
Mytilinidion resinicola is the source of this 201-nucleotide messenger RNA. RefSeq lists its product as uncharacterized. The transcript has a single exon. The record is from RefSeq and is a predicted model, not a curated record. Lineage: Eukaryota; Fungi; Ascomycota; Dothideomycetes; Mytilinidiales; Mytilinidiaceae. The annotation marks the transcript as partial.